This is a messenger RNA of Canariomyces notabilis, 3630 nucleotides long. RefSeq lists its product as uncharacterized. Bases 1 to 3630 code for a protein of 1209 amino acids. The record is from RefSeq and is a predicted model, not a curated record. The transcript has 2 exons. NCBI's taxonomy places the organism in Eukaryota, Fungi, Ascomycota, Sordariomycetes, Sordariales, Chaetomiaceae.
AUGGACUUUCUCCCGCAUCCCAGUUCCGGCGUUGAACCCUUGGACGUGCCCUUCGUCGCCGACACGCCCUUUGUCUUUGGGUCCGACUUUUGGGACUUCCCCAAGACGCACGGCUUUGGCGACCGCUGGGCCAGCCUGCCCGCGCCCCGUCUGGCCUCGCUCGCCCAGUCGUGGCUCUACUUUGGCACCCUCUCCGAGUUCCUUGGCAGGCCCAUCGACUACCGCGAUUUCCAGGUGUCGCGCAGCGUCUCCGCGAAACCCUUGCUGCCCCUGCUGGACGACUGGAUUGCCUCGUCAACGGCGGUUAGGGAUGGAAAGAAUGAGUCUGAGAAGGAACAUCGGAGGCAGGUGCUGCGCGAGCAUUACACGUUUCUCCACGCCGUCGUCCUCCUGGCCGACGACUUUGAUCGGGUGUCGCAGAGCCAUGUCAAGCCCAUUCCGACCAUCAUCCUGUCGGUCAAGGUGCUCUGCACCGCCCUGAGGAGCCUGGUGUGGGAGCUGGCCCACGGCGACGUCGACGAAGGACUCAGGCCAUGGCCCUCCGCCGCUGCCCGCAGGCGCCACGAGAUUGUGCCCGCAGCCGACACACCAGCGAGCCAGGUCUUGUCACCCAGCGCCCAGCUGAUGCUGGAUGUGCUGCGCUUGCGGGGUUGGUGCCCGUUCUACGCCAAAAAGGUCCUCACCUCAUACAAUUACGCAGUCGCAUACUACUUUACUCGCCUUUUUCGCACCUACUCCCCUGGUCUCAGCCACCAAGCGUGCUCGGAUGACGAGUGCGUCGCCAGCAACGCCGACAUAUUCAGCUAUGUACCGAGACAUGCGCACCACGGCUGCCAAUGCCAGCCCAAGACUGUCCCAAUGGACCAGAUCCGCGCCAUCAUCGAGGAGGGCGGCAUCCCGCUGAUCCGGCUGAGAGGGUCGUCCAAGACCGGGGUGAGGAUACAGGUCGUCAGGAUGACAGCGCGGACACGCUACGUCGUCGUGUCCCAUGUCUGGUCCGAAGGGAUCGGAAACGCAAACGCAAACGCGCUGCCUGAGUGCCAGCUCAGACACCUGCAUGCACACAUCAGCAAACUAAAGUCCUUAAGGGGAAACCAACAAGAUGAACCUGACCUCAACUUGUUGAGCUCCCUUGAUACGGAAUUCCAACCGGCGAGAUCUCGCCGUCCCAAAUAUCUGUGGAUCGACGCCCUCUGCAUGCCGCCCCCCGGUCCCAACGCCUUUCUGAGACUCCGAGCCAUCAACAAGCUACCCGCUGUAUACCAGGCUGCUGACCGGCUCUUGGUCCUGGACUCGACGCUGGAACAGACGUCGAUUGUGGAUUCGGACAGCCUCGAGCAGUUCGCUAGGCUUGCCGUCAGCCCCUGGAUUGGGAGGUGCUGGACAUUCUUGGAGGCAGCCUUGGCCGCGACAUGCGAGGUCCAGUGUGCUGAUGGCACCUUUGACGCCCUUGGACCACAACUCAGGUCACAUAAGGAUGCUAUCACGAAACCACGCAGUAGGCGGCCGGGAAUUCCUUGGCCCGAGGCCCUUACGCUCCCUGCAACCUGGAUGAGCAGGACAUUCCUGCCCAAGCCACAGGCUCAGCCGGACCUGUUGCUAAGCCGUGCCUCGACAGUAAUGAGAGUGAGUGCCACAACCAUGGUUGCAAGUCUGACACGGUCCGUUUGCCGAGAGUUCCGGUCGACUUUCUCGAACGGCGUCAAACCCAGCAGAACCGCGUAUGGUGCGGCAACGCUGGCACCCGAUUAUUGCACCCUGUUUGUCCAGAUCUGGAACGAGCUGAGCAAGCGGGCCACAACGGUCCCAGGCGACAUGCACGUUGUCAUGGCCGCGCUGCUCGGCUUCAACACGGAGCCAAUCAUGAGGCUCAACAAGUCAGCAGAGCGCAUGUCGUGCAUCCUACGCAGCAUGGACGGGAUCCCCGUGUCUCUUUUCUUCAAUCUCCACGGACCGAGGCACAAUCCGACUAAGAACCACCGAGACCGAUGGCUACCGCUGUAUCCUUCCCGACAACCACUGACGUUCGGGUCAACAUUUACCAACGUCCGGUCCAUCAACGCCGAUCUGCACCUGCCGAACAACAGCGUGAGCCGGACCAAGGUGGCCGUUCUCGUCUGUACUGGCGAGCGGGACCCGUUCUCGAGCUGCGCCUUUACCCUACGGGAUACGUCCACAGGGACGCAGUACUCUGUCGCAGUCCACCGAGAAGAGGGGGAAAUGGACGCAUUUACCACGCCAGAGAUCGGCCCGUACUGUAUCGCCAUUCAGAUCGACACAGAACUCGGCCACAGACCCGCAGGCCUGGGCGCUGCCCCAAAGACGUAUGCAGGCGCGCUUUUUCGUGUCAGGAGGGUUGUGACGAACGUCAGGAAACUGUACUAUCACAAUCUAGAGCCGGAAUAUGAGGACUCGUUUGAGCUGAUAGAGGAGGAGGAGUACGGCGGCAAGGAUUCGGAGACGGAAAGCAAGACCAACAGUGAAUACCUCGACGGCAAUCUGGAUGUGGCCUUUUCCCGCCACCACCGCGGGAUUUUGCGAACGGUGUAUGACUGCCCCGUGACAGUCACCCUCCUCCCACCUACACCUACAUGCAUGGGAGUCAACGACGCAGCCAGUCUCAGUCUCACAGCAUCCAAUGCCACCGUCACCACCCCGACGGCAACACCCACCCUAACCGCCCAACCCCUCCCCACAACCUGGCAGGUGGUCAUCGAGCGAGAACCCCCUACGUUCCCGCACCCACUCCCAACCCGCCCGAACCUCGCCGACGCCGUAACCCCCGUCACCCACUAUUUAUUACUCACAGCGCUCGACGGACUGGUCGCCUCCGGCUGUGUGGGGCUAAUAAUCGCAAUCUGUGCAAUCCUUUUUGCUUCCCAUCUCCCCUGGCUUGCGCGCGCAGCCGUGCUGGCCAAAUUGGCAUUGCACGCCCUCUCCCUUGCACAACGGUUGUUCUUUCUCGGUAGUAGUAGUACCACUGGAGGAGGGGGAGGGGGAGGUGGUGGGGUUGAGGUGAGGGUUGUUUGGGAUUUGUUGCAUCUUGCUGUGGUCGCAGUUUACAUCGUGGGUAGGGUCAUCUCCCUCCCCUGGCCGGGGAACGGGGCUGUUGCUGGUGGUGGUGGUGGUGGGGGUGUAAAUAUGGAUGUGCUGGAGUGGGUGUUCAUCGUCUGGGCCGGGGUCGGACACGUGCUGGUGUUGCUUGGGCGGGUGGUUAUUCUGCGGGUGGUGGUGCCGAGGUUGUUUGAGAGGUAUCUGAGGAGUUUUGAUGGGGAUGGGUUUGGACAUGGACAUCCCAAAGAUACUACUUCUAAUGCUAGUAAUGAUAGACGUGGAUUAGGCUGGUGGGUUGGUCGGUUUGGGUUUGGGUUUGGGUUUGGAUCUGGUUGGUGGGCGGCUGCUGCCAGCAGGAGAAGGCGCAGGCGGCGGAGGAAGGGAAGGGCGGGAGGAUUGGGAUACGAAUAUGCCGGGGAGGAGGCUCAGCAGGAUCAUGACCAUGACCGGGAUGUUAUGCAGGAAGGGUUGGGUAUGGGAAUGGGUUUGGGUUUGGGAAAGAUCGGGUCUCGGUCUCAAGGCAAGGGGCGCUCGGGGGAACAGCAUUUACUGGGGGAUAUGGAGGGGUUGGUCUAA